AUGGCUGAUAACACACAAGCCUUAGUCUCUUCUUCUUCAUCUUCUUCUCAAGCUUCUGCUUUUACCUAUCCGAAUGUUCAGCAAAUUCAAAAGCAAUUGAAACAUCUCUCUAAGGGCAAUGAAUCUGUUGAUGAUUACAUGCAUUGCGCUAAGUCACUCUUUGAUCAAUUGGCCACUCUACACUGUCCUAUGCCCGAGGACAUGCUUGUUAAUGAUAUCUUGGAUGGACUUGGCCUUGAUUUUCGUCCAUUUUCAAGAGCAAUUGAAGCCUCUUUUAAAUCUUCUAGCAAUCCUAGCAAUUCUAAUCGUUGUUUAGGAUAUGGCCGUGGUGGCCAUGGUCGAGGGUGUUUCUCUAAUACUUUCUCACAACAUUUUUCCAUUAGUCCUACAACUGUUUGCUACAAUUGUAAUGGCAAUGGUCAUUUGGCUAGACAAUGUCCUACUCCCAAGAAGUCAUCUACACCACAUACCUCAUCCAAUCGUCCUAAGCCUAUGUCCAAUUUUGCAACAAGCAGCAAUGACCCACCGCAGCAAUGGACUAUUAAUUCUGGUGCUAAUUUUCACAUGACUAUUGAUCGUGGAUAUCCACACGAAAUGGGUACUGUAUCAAGCAAGACUCAUAAGUUGCCAUUUGUGGAUUCUCAUUCUCCCGUUUCUAGACCUUUAGAAUUAAUUUGCUUUGAUGUUUGGGGACCUUCUCCUAUUGCUUCUUCACGUGAAGUUGAGCCAAAUUCUACAUCUAUAAUGCCAUGGGUCCCUGCUCCACUACCACCUCCCAAUAUUUCUCCUGACACUAAUCAUGUUAACUUGUCAAAUCCAUCCCAACCAAGUCUUAUUGGCUUGCCACCUAUACCUUCCAUGCAUGUUUCUCAUGGUCAUCACAUGACUUUAAUACUUAGUCAAUCACCAAACACCUUAACCACUCUGACUUCUCCUCUUGUCCUCAUCCAAUCCAAUAAGCAACACGUCUCCAACUCCACUACACCAUCCCACUUAAACAAGCAACACCUAUCUAUCCCUCAUCCAUCUAUCCCAUCUUCACCGCCUAGUUUAUCAACAACAACUCACCCAACCUCCGCUCCACCACCUUCUUCCCUAUCACCCAACACCACUUCAACUCUUGACCCAAUGUCCUCUUCCCCAACCCUUAUUACCCAACGUAGCCACCUCCUAUCACCGUCAACCGAAGAUAGCUUAUUAAUUGUUGUUGACUCAUCCUCUUGCUAA
Molecule: messenger RNA, 1227 nt
Organism: Hevea brasiliensis (rubber tree)
Lineage: Eukaryota; Viridiplantae; Streptophyta; Magnoliopsida; Malpighiales; Euphorbiaceae
Exons: 6
Coding region: 1-1227 (408 amino acids)
Molecular function (GO): nucleic acid binding; zinc ion binding
Source: RefSeq, a predicted model, not a curated record